Microtus ochrogaster (prairie vole) is the source of this 2220-nucleotide messenger RNA. RefSeq names its product transcription factor CP2 (gene Tfcp2). Gene Ontology annotation, molecular function: DNA-binding transcription activator activity, RNA polymerase II-specific; RNA polymerase II cis-regulatory region sequence-specific DNA binding. NCBI's taxonomy places the organism in Eukaryota, Metazoa, Chordata, Mammalia, Rodentia, Cricetidae. Gene Ontology annotation, biological process: positive regulation of transcription by RNA polymerase II. Gene Ontology annotation, cellular component: nucleus. The record is from RefSeq and is a predicted model, not a curated record.
CCCUGGAGGGAGGCGCUCUCCGCGGCAGGGGGCGGAGGGGGACGCCAGGGCGACUGGCGUUCUGCGCGCCUCGGCUUAGAGGCUGUGUGGAGGCCGCCGAGCGGCCCGGAGGACUCAGCCGCACCCGGGCAAGUCCGGCGUGGUUGAGACCCGGGCGCCUCGCGCACCCGAGAGCCGAACGAGAGGGGGAUCCUGGCCAUCAGGGCACCCGGGGAGUAACCGGGGUGCAGCCUCAGGGUCAGGCUCGGGGUUCUGGUGUGCUGCGCGAGGGAGCUUGUUUGUAGGUUCCCUGCCGGGUAGAGUUACACUCCGUGCCUUUGUACAGGGCGAGGAAGGAGCCGGCAUGGCCUGGGCUCUGAAGCUGCCGCUGGCGGACGAGGUGAUUGAGUCGGGGCUGGUGCAGGACUUUGAUGCCAGCCUGUCCGGCAUUGGCCAGGAGCUGGGCGCUGGUGCGUACAGCAUGAGUGAUGUCCUUGCACUGCCCAUUUUUAAGCAAGAAGAGUCCAGUCUGCCUCCUGACACUGAGAAUGAAAUCCUGCCGUUCCAGUAUGUUCUUUGCGCUGCCACCUCUCCAGCAGUGAAGCUCCACGAUGAGACCCUGACCUACCUCAAUCAAGGACAGUCUUAUGAAAUCCGAAUGCUAGACAAUAGAAAACUGGGAGAACUUCCAGAAAUCAAUGGCAAGUUGGUAAAGGUAAUGUUCCACGACAGGCGUCUGCAGUACACCGAGCACCAGCAGCUGGAAGGCUGGAGGUGGAACCGGCCUGGAGACAGGAUUCUCGACAUAGAUAUUCCAAUGUCUGUGGGUAUAAUUGAUCCCAGGGCCAAUCCUACCCAACUAAAUACAGUGGAGUUCCUGUGGGAUCCUGCGAAGAGGACGUCUGUGUUUAUUCAGGUACACUGCAUCAGCACAGAGUUCACUAUGAGGAAGCAUGGUGGAGAGAAGGGGGUGCCAUGAGUACAAAUUGAUACCUUCAAGGAAAAUGAGAAUGGGGAAUACACUGAGCACUUGCACUCAGCCAGCUGCCAGAUCAAAGUCUUCAAGCCUAAAGGUGCAGACAGAAAACAAAAAACUGAUAGAGAGAAAAUGGAGAAACGAACACCCCAUGAAAAAGAGAAAUAUCAACUUUCCUAUGAAACAACCAUACUCACAGAGUGUUCCCCAUGGCCUGAGAUCACCUAUGUCAACAAUUCCCCAUCACCUGGCUUCAACAGUUCCCAUAGCAGUUUCUCUCUUGGGGAAGGAAAUGGCUCACCAAACCACCAGCCAGAGCCACCUCCUCCAGUCACUGAUAACCUCUUGCCAACAACCACUCCUCAGGAAGCCCAACAGUGGUUGCAUCGAAACCGGUUUUCCACAUUCACCAGGCUCUUCACCAACUUCUCAGGGGCAGAUUUAUUGAAACUAACUAGAGAUGAUGUGAUCCAAAUCUGCGGCCCUGCAGAUGGAAUCAGACUUUUUAAUGCAUUAAAAGGCCGGAUGGUGCGUCCACGGCUAACCAUCUAUGUCUGUCAGGAAUCAUUGCAGUUGAGGGAGCAGCAGCAGCCACCACAACAGAAGCAGGAAGAUGGAGAUUCCAAUGGUACUUUCUUCGUGUACCAUGCUAUCUAUCUAGAAGAACUGACAGCUGUUGAAUUAACAGAAAAAAUUGCUCAACUUUUCAGUAUUUCUCCUCACCAGAUCAGCCAGAUUUACAAGCAAGGGCCAACAGGAAUCCAUGUGCUCAUCAGUGAUGAGAUGAUACAGAACUUUCAGGAAGAAGCCUGCUUUAUCCUGGACACAAUGAAAGCAGAAACCAGUGAUAGCUAUCACAUCAUUCUGAAGUAGGAGGAGCAUUCCACAUUUGCUGGCUGCUGCUUCCUUCCUCUUGACGACUGCCCUUUGAAGGGGACGUGAUCAGACAUUGAAGGUCUUCUGGAACCCAGCUUAUGUGAAUGUUGGGCAGGGGCAUGCUGGGUGACCAGGCCCUAAAGUGGAAUUCCAGCCCCCGGUAUUGGCCCAAGCAGUAUGGCACCCUCAGAUCCUGCCAGACAUGGAGUUGAGCAGCAAUCUGCUUAGUUCUGGUCCUUGUUGGAUACCAAUAUCCAACAAGGGUGUAGAGGGCAGGGGAAUGGCGUGAUGUUUAAUGGAAAGAGUUUAAUCUUGUGAUAGAGUUAUCAUUUUUCUUUUUUUUUUUUUGUUUUGUUUUCAUUUUGUUUUGUUUUUUGAGACAGGGUUCC